Molecule: messenger RNA, 1554 nt
Organism: Osmia bicornis bicornis
Lineage: Eukaryota; Metazoa; Arthropoda; Insecta; Hymenoptera; Megachilidae
Product: 26S proteasome non-ATPase regulatory subunit 10-like
Exons: 5
Coding region: 731-1420 (229 amino acids)
Biological process (GO): positive regulation of transcription by RNA polymerase II
Cellular component (GO): nucleus
Molecular function (GO): protein binding; transcription cis-regulatory region binding
Source: RefSeq, a predicted model, not a curated record
AAAACGGUUUAGUCGAGUCGAUCCGUUUUAUUGGAUUUUGCUGGUCGAGUAGGCUUCCCCCACCACUAACUAGCCUUCGGGACAGACCUGUCCAGACGCAUUUCUUUAGUCAAGGGAUAUAUCGACUAAACUCUAGUGUCCAUACACUAAACUACUCGCCACUCGACUAAACUACUAGCCGUGUCUGAAUCAGCACGGGUGUGGCUCCUGAUGUUGGCGGAGCUUGGCACAUGGGAGAUCAAAGGUCAGACCCACCCCCGAAAUAGGGGCGGGGGGGUUCCGGUGUGUUCGUCAGAGGUCCCGGGACCCUCCCUAUAGCCCCAGUGCAGGCCACCGUGGUGGUUUUAGUGGGUAAAUGUCCCACAACUACCUCCCCAGGGGGGCUGGAGGUGCCUUUCUGAAGAUUUCCACCACGUAAAAAAAAAAAGGUUGUAAAACAUGCCGAUAUACAGAAACAAAUUCAAACCCGCUUGAAAACAAAGGCAUGUGUAAAGUACUUUUGUUGGAUUUGUAGUUAUUGGCAUCGAGUAUAGUGGGUUUGCCUAAAAAAAAUGGUGAUGUCCCAGGUUCUACACAUAAUUAAAUAUUACACAGUAGAAAAUAGGUUUCCUACUAUUACACACAGUUUCAAGUGAGAACUUGACAGAGGACGUGUUUAGCGUGUUCAGUUGGGAUCAUUCAAAUUGUAGUGUAUUCCUGGUUUGUUUGCGGAUUUUAAGGAACAAAAAAGAUGUCUGAAUUACUUCAUGAUAUGGCCUAUCGCGGUAAAACCGUAGAUAUUAAAAAUCGUCUAAGCGAAAACGAAAAAUUAAAGCUAUCAAAAGAUAGUAAUGAUCGAAUGUUAAUACAUUGGGCAGCACUCGGGGGCCAUGACGAUUUGGUUCGAUUUUUGUUAUCUCUCGAUGUGCCUGUAGAUCCCACUGAUGAUAUGGAUAUGACACCAUUAAUUUUGGCAGCAUCAGCAGGUCGUGAAAAAGUUGUCAGAACGUUAUUAACCGAAGGAGCAAAUGUUAAUGCUACCACACAGGAAGGCCAUUCUGCUUUACAAUAUGCUGCAUCAAAAAACUGGAAGUCUAUUUGCGUCUCAUUACUAGAAAAAGAUGUGAACGUUAAUAUUACAGACAAACGUGGAGCUACACCGUUACAUAGAGCAGCAUCAAAAGGAAACAGUGUCAUUGUGAAACUUCUCCUAGAAUAUGGGAAGAAUGUAGACAUAGAUAGUAAAGAUGCUGAUGGUAAUGCCCCGCUACAUUUAGCAUGCGAGGAAAAUCGUGAUGAUGCAGCUAAGAUUCUGGCACAAUAUGGUGCCAAUAUAUUACUGCCGAAUAAAGAGAAGAAAACUCCAUUAGAUCUUGCAAGUCCAGGAUUGGCAACUAAAUUAAAAGAGAUAAAAGAACAGUUAUCAGAAAAAGUGGAAUAAAUUAUCAACAUUAUUGGUUCAGUGUUGUUCAAUCUUUGCUUUUUUUUUGAUAUUACAAUUAUCUUUUUUCCACCAUGCUAUAUGUAUAUUGAAUAUAAGUAAUAAUAGCAAUAAAUUAAAACAUACAAGUAUAA